AUGAGACUCAACCAGCUCGUUCUCCUCGCUGCCGCGGCUGGAUCCGCAGCAGCGGCUCCGUCAAAAAACUUUGCGAAGAGAGCAUCUCCCUUCCAAUGGUUCGGAGCGAGCGAGUCGGGCGCGGAAUUCGGUUCAACCAGUAUUCCCGGUAUUUAUGGAAUCGAUUUCAUCUUCCCCGACCUGAGCACCAUUCAGACCCUCAUAAGCAAUGGCAUGAAUAUCUUCCGGGUGACCUUCCUGAUGGAACGGCUUGUGCCGACUUCUAUGACCGGGUCCUUUGACGAGGGCUAUCUGCAGAACCUCACUACAGUUGUCAAUACCAUUACUGAUGCAGGCGCGCAUGCUGUGCUGGAUCCACAUAACUACGGAAGAUACAAUGGAGAUAUCAUUACCAGCACCUCGGACUUCCAGACUUUCUGGACGAAUGUCGCAGGCCAGUUCAAGUCGAACGACCUGGCCAUCUUUGACACGAACAACGAAUACCACGACAUGGACCAAACCCUCGUGCUAAACCUCAACCAAGCCGCCAUUGACGGUAUCCGCGCAGCGGGAGCGACCUCGCAAUACAUCUUCGUCGAGGGCAACUCCUACACGGGCGCAUGGACCUGGACGACCGUUAACGACAACAUGAAGGCCCUCACGGAUCCGCAGAACAAGAUCGUCUACGAGAUGCAUCAAUACCUCGACUCCGACGGCUCUGGCACCAGCGCAGACUGCGUCUCGACCACAAUUGGCGUAGAGCGAGUCACGAACGCAACGCAGUGGCUCAAGGACAACAGCAAAGUCGGCGUCCUAGGCGAGUUCGCCGGCGGGGUCAAUGAUGUGUGCGAGACUGCCAUCACGGGUAUGUUGGAUUAUCUGGCUGAUAACACUGAUGUCUGGACCGGGGCUAUGUGGUGGGCUGCUGGACCUUGGUGGGGGGACUACAUGUUUAGCAUGGAGCCGCCUAGUGGAGCCGCCUAUACGGGGAUGAUGUCUACUCUGCAGCCGUAUCUGUAA
Penicillium lagena is the source of this 999-nucleotide messenger RNA. Its product is annotated as glycoside hydrolase family 5 protein. The transcript has 6 exons. NCBI's taxonomy places the organism in Eukaryota, Fungi, Ascomycota, Eurotiomycetes, Eurotiales, Aspergillaceae. The coding region runs from base 1 to 999 and encodes 332 amino acids. The record is from RefSeq and is a predicted model, not a curated record. Gene Ontology annotation, biological process: glucan catabolic process. Gene Ontology annotation, molecular function: hydrolase activity, hydrolyzing O-glycosyl compounds.